AGCAUUGAGUUGAAAGGCCGGAAGCGGGAAGAGGGGUUCCGGAAAACACUGUCUGGGUAACUUUGGUAUUUCACGAACACUCCCUCUGCAACUCUUCAGGGUCUAGGGUUUCUCUCGAUCUCUCUUUCUCUGUGCAGCUCAAUCGUGUUUACUUCUGCAAGGGUAGGUCUUCUUGGAUAUUCCAUUUGAGGUUUUCUCUGUCUCUCUCUCCGGCCAUGGAUGAGAGUCUCUACGACGAGUUCGGCAAUUACAUAGGCCCGGACAUCGACUCCGACGCCGACUCUGAAGAUGGUUCCCCUCGAGGCGACGCCGGCGCAGACGAAGAGGAGGAUGAGGAGAUGCGCGGAGCAUCCGACGACGACACGUCUGCCCCAAACGGCUGGCUCACGGAGCGCCAGGACGCCCGCGAUGCUGCGGAGGAGCUCGAGGGGCAGGUGGUUUUGGCCGAGGACAAGAAGUACUACCCGACGGCGGAGGAGGUCUACGGCGAGGGCGUCGAAACGCUGGUCAUGGACGAGGACGAGCAGCCAUUGGAGCAGCCGAUCAUUAAGCCCCCUCGCAACCUCAAAUUCGAGCUUGGCGUCAAGGACUCCUCCACGUACGUGUCCGACCAGUUUCUUCUUGGCCUCAUGUCGAACCCGAGUCUUGUACGCAACGUCGCCCUUGUUGGCCACCUCCAUCAUGGGAAGACCGUCUUCAUGGACAUGCUCGUCGAGCAGACCCACCACAUUUCCACCUUCGAUCCCGAUAGUGAGAAGCACAUGAGGUACACAGAUACUAGGAUUGACGAGCAGGAGAGGAGGAUAUCGAUCAAGGCCGUGCCCAUGUCGCUUGUGCUCGAGGACGGAAAUGGGAAAUCAUACCUCUGCAACAUUAUGGAUACGCCUGGACAUGUCAAUUUCUCGGACGAGAUGACCGCUGCUCUGCGGCUGGCGGAUGGAGCUGUGGUGGUCGUCGAUGCGGCAGAGGGCGUCAUGGUAAACACAGAAAGGGCUAUACGUCAUGCAAUACAAGAAAGACUGCCUAUAGUUGUAGUGAUAAACAAGGUUGAUCGCCUGAUAACUGAGCUCAAAUUGCCACCAACGGAUGCAUACUUCAAGUUGAGGCAUACACUUGAAGUUAUUAAUGAUCUUAUCUCAGCUUUCUCUACCACAGCAGGAGGUGUUCAAACGAUUGAUCCAACUGCUGGCAAUGUCUGUUUUGCUAGUGCAAAUGCUGGAUGGUCCUUCACUCUGCAAUCGUUUGCGAAAUUAUAUGUUAAGCUUCAUGGGAUACCAUUUGAUGCUAAUAAGUUUGCAGCUCGUCUGUGGGGAGACUUGUACUACCAUCCUGAUACUAGAGUUUUCAGGAGAAAACCGCCACUUAGUGGAGGCGAAAGAUCAUUUGUGCAAUUUAUUCUUGAACCUUUGUACAAGUUAUAUAGCCAAGUUAUAGGUGAACAUAGGAAAACUGUUGAGUGCACCCUUGCUGAGUUAGGUGUGACACUUAGCAAUGCAGCAUAUAAGUUGAAUGUGAGGCCUCUGUUGAGAUUAGCAUGCAGCUCAGUUUUUGGAUCUGCAACUGGAUUCACUGAUAUGCUUGUGCAGCACAUCCCGUCUGCUAAGGAUGGUGCAAUGAGAAAGGUAGAUCAUAUCUACACAGGACCACGUUCAUCGUUACUUUUCGAGGCUAUGAAAGAGUGUGAUGCAUCAGGGCCUCUCAUGGUUAACAUUACAAAACUUUACCCUAAGUCUGAUUGUAGUGUCUUUGAUGCGUUUGGUAGAGUUUACAGUGGAAAAAUCCAAACUGGGCAGACAGUGCGUGUGUUAGGUGAAGGCUAUUCGCCUGAUGAUGAGGAAGACAUGACAGUUAAAUUAGUCACAAAACUGUGGGUCUACCAAGCUCGUUAUCGACUUCCCAUUAGUGAAGCACCAGCAGGUUCUUGGGUUUUAAUUGAGGGUGUAGAUGAAUCCAUUAUGAAAACUGCCACACUUUGUCCAUUGGAAAUGGAUGAAGAUGUUUACAUCUUCCAUCCCCUACGCUUUAAUACCCUUCCUGUUGUGAAAACAGCAACUGAGCCCCUAAAUCCUAGUGAGUUGCCCAAAAUGGUGGAAGGGCUUCGUAAAAUCAGCAAAAGCUAUCCUUUGGCAAUAACCAAAGUGGAGGAAUCUGGUGAGCACACAAUAUUAGGCACUGGAGAGAUAUAUCUGGAUUCUAUAAUGAAGGAUCUGAGGGAACUAUACUCAGAAGUGGAAGUCAAGGUGGCGGAUCCUGUAGUUUCAUUCUGUGAAACAGUUGUGGAGUCUUCCUCAAUCAAAUGUUUUGCAGAAACACCAAACAAGAAGAAUAGAAUCACCAUGCUUGCUGAGCCACUUGAGAGGGGCCUGGCAGAAGAUAUUGAAAAUGGCGUUGUCAGUCUUGAUUGGUCGAGGAAGACAAUUGGAGACUUCUUCAAAGACAAAUAUGACUGGGAUUUGCUGGCCGCACGAUCUAUAUGGGCAUUUGGACCAGAUAAGCAGGGGCCAAACAUACUUUUGGACGAUACACUACCUGGAGAAGUAGAUAAGAGUUUGCUGAAUGCUGUCAAGGAUUCAAUUGUCCAAGGGUUUCAGUGGGGUGCACGUGAGGGACCACUUUGUGAUGAACCCAUCCGGAAUGUUAAAUUUAAAAUCCUGGAUGCGAACAUUGCAUCAGAGCCUUUGCACAGAGGUGGUGGUCAGAUAAUUCCUACAGCUAGGCGAGUGGCAUAUUCAGCUUUUCUCAUGGCAACCCCACGUUUGAUGGAGCCUGUGUACUAUGUGGAGAUCCAAACUCCUAUUGACUGUGUUUCUGCAAUCUAUACUGUGUUGUCACGGAGACGGGGCCAUGUAACUGCUGAUGUGCCAAAGCCAGGGACCCCUGCUUAUAUUGUUAAGGCCUUUUUGCCCGUGAUUGAAUCUUUUGGUUUUGAGACAGACCUGAGGUACCACACACAGGGGCAGGCGUUCUGCAUGUCAGUCUUUGAUCAUUGGGCUAUUGUUCCUGGUGACCCAUUAGAUAAAUCUGUUGUUUUACGGCCUUUAGAACCUGCACCAGUUCAGCACUUGGCUCGUGAGUUCAUGGUCAAGACUCGAAGAAGGAAGGGUAUGAGUGAAGAUGUGAGCAUCAACAAGUUCUUUGAUGAUCCUAUGUUGCUUGAGCUGGCACGACAAGAUGCUGAUUUGCAACACAUAUUGUAAUUUGAAAUCAAUGGGUGGUGGUUAUCAGAAACUUUGCCUAGACUACCGACCGGUUCAACAGGGCAAUGGUUCGUUCCUCCUGAUAAGUCAAGGUCAGAUGGUGCAUUCGAGGGGCCUCAGCAAUGGCAUCAUAGGCAUCGAAUUCUACAGCUUGUCUAAGUUUACACCAAAUAGAAUCAUUGCUGGGAGCGUCUAGCUGGUUUGGGUAUGCAGGCCCUGCCUAUGCAUGAAUUUGGCAAUGUUCAUGCAUUUGUUUUUAUAGGUGGCUGCAAAAUAAUUAAAUGUUGUCUCGACCGCAUGAAGAUACCUGUAGUUGUACAUGAUACCAGUUAGGGUAUUGUGCCCCAAAGGUUAUUUCUACUUCGGUUUAAUUUUUUUUUA
Molecule: messenger RNA, 3578 nt
Organism: Nymphaea colorata (pocket water lily)
Lineage: Eukaryota; Viridiplantae; Streptophyta; Magnoliopsida; Nymphaeales; Nymphaeaceae
Product: 110 kDa U5 small nuclear ribonucleoprotein component CLO-like
Exons: 10
Coding region: 216-3197 (993 amino acids)
Biological process (GO): mRNA splicing, via spliceosome
Cellular component (GO): cytosol; U4/U6 x U5 tri-snRNP complex; U2-type catalytic step 2 spliceosome
Molecular function (GO): translation elongation factor activity; GTP binding; U5 snRNA binding
Source: RefSeq, a predicted model, not a curated record